Molecule: messenger RNA, 1212 nt
Organism: Monomorium pharaonis (pharaoh ant)
Lineage: Eukaryota; Metazoa; Arthropoda; Insecta; Hymenoptera; Formicidae
Exons: 1
Coding region: 1-1212 (403 amino acids)
Source: RefSeq, a predicted model, not a curated record
AUGUCUAACAUCUUGAACAUUGGAGGCGAGCCGAUCUUUGACGACAGCAUCGUCAAGAUUGAGACUUAUACAUACAAUCCGUACGCCAACACCACAUUUGGAUACAGCGACGAAAUAAGGAUACCCAUACAACAGCAGGAUUUAUACACGUUACCAUGUGAAAGUUUUCUCUACAUUGAAGGAAGAUUGGUAAUGAAGAAGAAAGACGAUACGGAUAAGGAUAAGGAUAAGGAUGAGAUAAAUCUCGGAAAUAAUUGCGUGGCGUUCAUGUUUGAUGAAAUUCGAUAUGAAUUCAACGGUGUGGAAAUUGAUCGCAACAGAAACGUUGGAAUAACCAGCACCCUCAAGAACCAUGUAUCGUUAUCAUAUGAUAAAGCAGUAAUUAUGCAGAAUGCAAGAUGGGAAUUUUCGUAUAACCUACCGGAAGGAUACUUCAACUUUUGCAUACCGCUUAGUGUAUUAUUAGGCUUUUGUGAAGAUUACAAACGCGUGAUUGUUUACGCUCGUCAUGAAUUGAUUUUGAUACAAGCGCGCAACGAUAACAAUUCUAUUGUUGGAAAUUCUACGGCUCAACCGGAAAUUGAGUUAUUUAAAGUGCAGUGGCGAAUGCCGCAUGUUACGUUAAACGAAGUCAACAAAUUAUCUUUGCUGCGAGCUUUGGAGAGUGGACAAUGUCUAACUAUGAGUUUUCGCUCCUGGGACCUGUAUGAGUAUCCUUUGCUGCAGAGUACGAUGAAACAUUCAUGGGCUGUUAAAACUGCAAUUCAACUUGAGAAACCGCGCUUCGUUAUCUUCACACUGCAAACUGGUCGAAAAAAUAUCAUGUCUCAAGAUGUUACAAUCUUUGACGACUGUAAUUUAACCAAUGUAAAACUUUAUCUAAACUCCGAAUUUUAUCCGUAUGACGAUAUAAAUUUAGACUUUCGUAAAUCUAGAUAUGCUAUUCUAUAUGACAUGUAUCGACGUUUUGGUAAAUCUUAUUAUGGAUAUGAGUGUGAAACGCUGCUCAAUGUAAUCAUAUUUCUGGAAAAAAAACCUUUUGCGGUCAUUGACUGUUCGCGACAAAAUGAAUCCGUCAAGAGUGAUACCGUAGAUGUGCGCAUAGAAUUUGAUUGCAAAGAAAAUGUUCCCGCGAAUACUACCGCUUAUUGUCUCAUUUUAUAUGAUCGUGUUGUAACGGACCGUAUUUCCCACGCGGGCUUAGUCUGCUAG